Messenger RNA from Ordospora colligata OC4, 675 nucleotides. Its product is annotated as putative subunit of exosome. The transcript has a single exon. The record is from RefSeq and is a predicted model, not a curated record. Bases 1 to 675 code for a protein of 224 amino acids. Lineage: Eukaryota; Fungi; Microsporidia; Ordosporidae.
AUGUUUACUCCGCAGAAUCAGAAGAAGCUUGUGAAUGUAUGUGUAAUUGCUCUGAAGAAGUAUGGGCGAAGAUAUGAGCUUGCAGUGUAUCCAAACAAGCUUUAUGAGUACAGGAACGGAAUAACUACAUGUAUUAACGAGAUUGUGCAGAGUUCUACGGUUUACAAGAAUGUUUCUAAGGGGGAGAUUGCAGCACAAGAUGAUCUGAGCAUGUUUGGGAAAUCCCACGAUGAGAUAGUGAAGGAGAUAUUAGACAAUGGGCAUGAACAGAAGAAUGAAGCAACAAGGAUGUAUGAGCAAGAACGAACUGAACGGGAGAUUCUUGAGAUUGUGGGAAGAAAGGUUACAAAAGAUGGAAAGCAUGUGAAUAUGAAUGUAUUGAGAGAUGCAAUGAGCAAGGUACAUAAUGUGCAUAUUGGAGAUAGUAAGAAGCAAUCGCAAGAAGUUGUUGCAAAGCUGGAAAGAAUUGGAUAUGAAAGAGUAGGAAUGAGAAUUGCAGUUGAUCUUAACAAUAGCAGCAUAAGACGAUUUGUGGAUCAGAAUGGGGAAGUGAAUGAUGCUUAUGUAAUACUGCGAAGCAAUUAUUUUCCAGCUUUUAAGAGAAUAUGUGACAGUGAGAGUGUGAAGUACAUUGUUGUUAGGAAUGAGGAUCCAGAUGAUGAAGAGAUCUGUUAG